CUUGUUCACGUGACCGGAAGCAAAACAAAUCAGGAGUCUCCCAAGUCGUAUCUUGAGUCCAAAUGUAGUUUUACGGCGUCGAAAUAGUUUGUUCACUGCGAACAACGAUAAAACACGACGUCGCUUAUCAUCGGUCUGCAGACAAACUUUUCACCCGCUCGGAGACGUACUACGACGCGUUGACAGAGCUGUUUUUCGGGGUUUCUCUUGUUAAAUUAUUGGAAGUGGCGUGAAACCUUUCUGAGCAGCAGCCAUGUUUAAAGCGGUUGGACAGGCUUUUUUCUCCUACGGGUUACAGUACCCAAAGUUUACAGGGCCCGAACUGCAGCCCAAGGACUACGAGGUGCGCACCUAUCAGGCGGCCAAGUGGGUGAGCACCACCCUGAGCGGGACGAGUCUGGAUGAAAGCAAGGGAGUCGGAUUCCGCAGGCUCUUCAAUUACAUUCAAGGCAACAACUACCAAAAGGUCAAAGUGGAGAUGACAGCCCCUGUGACGUGCCGCGUGGACCCUGGCGCCGGCCCCGCCUGUGAGUCCCACUUCACUGUGUCCUUCUUCAUCCCCGAGGAGCACCGUGACGCACCGCCGCAGCCCAGCGACCCCGACGUCUUCCUGGAGAACCGGGACGAGUUCACCGCCUAUGUCAGAAGCUAUGGCGGCUUUUCCAACGAGACAUUGGAGCGCGAUGAGCUGCUAAAGCUGAAGGAGAGCCUGCGGCGGGACGGUGUCCAUUUUGCGGAGCGGCCAUACUACGUGGCAGGAUACGACAGCCCUUUCAAGUUAGUCAACCGCAGGAACGAGGUGUGGCUCCUCAAGCAAAACGAACAGAGUUAGUCCAGUAGACAUGUUCAAUCAGAUCAAUGCCCGGACGUUUUUAUUUGGCUUUACAGUGCAGUAGGAAUGGGUUGCAACUCACUUGCUUCGCCUAUCGAGGGCAGCAUUGCUAAACAGAUGAAGUGCCUUCUCGUUUGUAGAAAACCUUUUGAGCAUAUUAAGAAAAUAUCGAUACCAGCGGGCCCUUAGUCUUCACUAGGUGCGGGAUAUCGAAUGAAUGUCCAAACAGAGUUCUCAACAAACCUGCCAAAACUUUUAAUAAAUACAUAUAAUAAUACUAUAUAAUUAUGCAGAUUUAAAAAAAAAAAGAUAUAUUUUUUUUAAUGCAGCCUGCUGACGUUUUUAGACAACACACCUUAGAGGUGUUGCUUUUCAGAACGUGUCAUGAUGAUUUUAGCUAAUAUUGUCAACAAUUAAAAAACUCUUGAUUAACUGAUGAUUUACGUUUUUUUGGUAUUUUAUAAAUGUAUUGUCAACAUGUCUCGGUGAACAUUACAAUAAAAUUGACUAAAAUUG
Hippocampus zosterae (dwarf seahorse) is the source of this 1348-nucleotide messenger RNA. It is a transcript of the gene hebp2, whose product is annotated as heme binding protein 2. The transcript has 4 exons. Gene Ontology annotation, cellular component: cytoplasm. Bases 254 to 832 code for a protein of 192 amino acids. The record is from RefSeq and is a predicted model, not a curated record. NCBI's taxonomy places the organism in Eukaryota, Metazoa, Chordata, Actinopteri, Syngnathiformes, Syngnathidae.